This is a messenger RNA of Eurytemora carolleeae, 2186 nucleotides long. Its product is annotated as protein grainyhead. Gene Ontology annotation, cellular component: nucleus. The transcript is spliced from 10 exons. The record is from RefSeq and is a predicted model, not a curated record. NCBI's taxonomy places the organism in Eukaryota, Metazoa, Arthropoda, Copepoda, Calanoida, Temoridae. Gene Ontology annotation, biological process: regulation of transcription by RNA polymerase II. The coding region runs from base 98 to 1894 and encodes 598 amino acids. Gene Ontology annotation, molecular function: RNA polymerase II cis-regulatory region sequence-specific DNA binding; DNA-binding transcription activator activity, RNA polymerase II-specific.
AAUCCUAAUUCAGCUGGAAAAUUAAAUUGACACGUUUUUCAGAAAUUCUCUAGUUACAGUUAAUAUAAAUACAAUGGUAGAGUUAAGAUAGUGAAGGAUGGAAACGGAGGAUGAAUGUGUAGACGCGAACUCCAACAUGACGGGGAAACUCGUGGAUUCUUUAUCCGCAGAUGAAGAUUCAAUCCUGGAGGAGGUUGUGGAGGAAGGACAAAUUCUCAUGCAGGAUGUAGAUGAUCAUCAGCAAGUGGUGAUGUUAACGGGAGGAGAGAUGGGACAGCAGCAUAUAGUAAUUACAGACGGAAACCUGCCUCCAGGAGCUCAGGUUAUCCAGCUCCCUGACGGAAACCACUCUAUCGUGAUGAACUCCCGAGUGAUGAAGACUGAACCUGAGGAUCUAAGUGUCCGGGAGGAGAGAGGGAUGGUCAGGUUGCCUGGGAACCGUCAGAUAAAUCUUGAAGCUGGAGCUCAAGCUAUUCAGGCUAGCGCUGCGGCUUGUGUACAAAAUGUGAUAAGAAAUCUAAACAUGAAGGACACAGAGAAGAUUUCUAUAAUCACAGGAACAGGAGGACCAGCUUCUCAGGAGCGAGUAGACCAUGUUCUUAUAGAGGAUAGUUUACUGGACUCUAUGCAUGAAUCUCCAGCUAAAAGAACCCGAACUACUGGACACGAUCAUCCGAAACUUACCAUAGCUAAACAGUAUUCUCCAUUCGGGUUCCACUGCACCCUGGAGGCUCCAACCGCACAGUGGGUGCGGAGGGACGAGGAUAGGUGCACGUAUAUGAAUAAAGGACAAUUUUACGGAGUAACCCUGGAGUACAGAGCAAAUCCGGCCGAACCUAUCACAGAAUCUUUAGUUAAUGUUCGCAGUGUUGUUAUGUUGGUCUUUAGAGAUGCAAAGAAUCCCGACGAUGAGUUAAACGCCUGGGAAUUCUGGCACGGCCGGCAACCCACGAGCAAACAGAGAAUCAUCGACGCCGAGACGAACAACAUGAGCGACCAAGUCGGGAUUACGGAGAUAGAGGAUGUAGCGUACAAUGCUAUCGCUGUAUAUUGGAAUCCCCUGGAGAAACCUGCGUUCCUCUCUAUAGCACUGCAGUGCCUGUCUACAGAUUUCUCCCUGCAGAAGGGGGUGAAGGGACUUCCCAUGCAUUUACAAAUUGAUACCUACGCUAAAAGUGGAAAUGAUGGAGAUUAUGAUAUAAUACACCGGGCAUAUUGUCAGGUGAAGGUUUUCUGUGAUAAAGGCGCUGAGCGUAAGUUCCGUCAGGAGGAACGACGUGCCGCUAAGAAGGUUGCUGUUGGAGGACAGAGAGUUCUAGAUAUGUACUGUUAUGGGUCACACUGUAUUUAUAUCAAUACAAAAUUUAAUGUUGUGUUUGUUCAGGAUAGAUCUGAUUUUUACUCCAUGGUUGAUUUAUCCCGAAUACCAGUUCUAUACAUACCUUCCAGCUCCGACACACCCCCUUUACACUCCGUCCUGGGCGGACUGGGCGUAUCCCCCUCCAACCCCACGCCCCCUGGACUAUCCCUUCUAAAGAACAGCACUGUGAUUCCUGAAAGGCGGAGAAAAUCCUUCCCGCCCCCUGAGACUAGGAUGGUGGUGUAUGUAAGACAGGAGAAUGAAGAGAUAUAUACGCCCCUGCACCUUGUACCGCCAACUGUGCCUGGUCUAGCCAGAGCUAUAGAAACUAAAUAUAAUGUUUCAGCGACUGCCAUUCGAUAUCUUUACCGACGGAACAGUAAAGGAAUUAUAGCAAAGCUGGACGACGACCUUCUGAAGUUCUACUGCAACGAGGACACCUUCCUCAUGCAGGUCACUGCCAUAGAGCUGGAGGGGGUGGCUGGACAGGAGAGCAUAAUGUACGACAUCACCCUUUGUGAGAUAAAUGACUGAAACCUAUAGUUAUAUGAUCCUCUUAUUCCAGUGCAACUAAACUCAUGUUCAUAUCUUCAGGCGGCGGCGAUCUUUUACCAAAUAUACAUUUAUAUAUACAUAUUGUGGGUAUGUGAAACCAACCUAAAACGUUAUUCUUGAAAUUCGCGAAUAAAUAGAAGAGUGUACCACUGCAAACUGUAGGUCUAAAUAAUCGGUUCGAAAUAUACCUUCCGUGUUUUCAGAUAUAUAUAUUUUUACGCUGAGAUGUUAACACAUUGUUAUAGAAAAUACAAUAAAUUUUGACAAGUGU